Molecule: messenger RNA, 1688 nt
Organism: Effrenium voratum
Lineage: Eukaryota; Dinophyceae; Suessiales; Symbiodiniaceae
Source: the annotation of a GenBank genome assembly
AGCUUUGGGUUCGAAUGCAAGUGAAGUGCCAUGGGCAGCAGUGCCUCGCGCAUCAUCGAGCGCCGAGAUGCGUUCCCUGAGGAGGGUGCAGCAGAGCAGGCGGCCACUGCGGAUCUGAGUUUGGACUCACUGGAGGCGGCGCGCUCGGUGGUCGACAAGUUCUUGGUGGAGGCGUUGCUGGACUCGGCGUUGCGUGGGCUUUACGUGGACUGCGGCUCGGUUGGCUCGGUGCAGCGCUUGAAGCGGCGCCUGGUGGAAGCCGUGCUGUGCGCGGCUCGUGGAGGUGUGGACUUUGGGGUUCCGAAGCCGGCGCUGCGGCUGCAGCAGCAGAUCCACGACGACGGAGACGUGUCCAAGGAACUGCGGGCGUGCCUCAAGGCCGCCGUGGAGGAGCACCUGGUUGUGAACGGGGCCACCACCAUCACCAGUUUCUUGGAAAGCCCCAAGGAGGCCCAGAAAGCAGCCAAGAUUUUGAGGGAGUGGGAGGCGGCAGACAAGGCUCUGCUGCUCCGGUGCUUGCCCACCGAUGCAGAGCUCACCAGUCCUGAGAAAUUGGAGAAAGAUAUGGCGAGGAGGGAAGAUGAGAGGCAAACACAAGUGGGGCCUUUAAAGCUGACUCCUUUGUCGGUUCCCUUGUACCGACGCAGACAAACUUUUUCUUGCUUGAUUUUUGCCCUCCUCCUUCCUGGCUCGAUUCUGAUCAACUGCAUAUUCUUGUGGUAUUGGAAGUACACUUGGUACUUCCUGGUUCCGUAUUAUGUGUACGUGGCAAUGGACCGCAAGCCUUGGACAGGAGGCCAGCAAGUCCUGGACAGUUGGCGCAGGUUUAGCUUGUGGAAGCAGUGUGCUGGAUACUUCCCAGUCACUCUAAUAAGAGCGAACCUGAACAAAGAGUGCUUCACCCCAGACAAGCCAUACCUGUUUGGGUACCACCCCCACGGUGUUCUGGCCACCGGAGCUGCUUUGGCCUUCGGCAGUGAGGCCUGUGGGUGGUCGGAGCGGUUUCCAGGCCUGACGCCGCGCCUGUGCACGUUGAACCUCACGGUGAGCAUCCCCAUCUUCCGCGAGCUGAUCGCGCCGAUGGGCGUGAUCCCGGCCUCUGAGAGGGCGGUGGCGGCGGCGCUGCGCCCGGGGAACGCCGUGGUUCUGGUGGUGGGAGGCGCCGCGGAGGCCUUGGACGCCUCUUGCGGGAAGUACGUUCUGACGCUGCGCCGGCGCCGGGGCUUCUUCCGGUUGGCGCUGCAGCGCGGCGCCACUUUGGUGCCCACCUUCGGCUUUGGCGAGAACGACAUCUUCGACUUUGUGCAGCUCACCUCGAGGCAGCGCCAGCUGCAGGACGCCUUUAAGAACAUCACUGGCUUCACCAUGCCCCUCUUCCAUGGCCGUGGGGUGUUCUCCUACAACUACGGCAUGCUGCCCCACAGGCGCCCAGUGACCGUGGUGGUCGGGGAGCCAAUUGACAUCAAGGAGAACCCAAACCCUACAAAGGAAGACAUUGACCGUCUCCGUGAAAAUUACAUCAAUUCCUUGACUGCAUUGUUUGAGGAGUACAAGCCACGAUUGGCCGAAAAGAAUGCAGAGCUCAUCAUCAUUUGAGCAACUGCAGUCGCUGGUAGCUUGUCAGGUUUCAGUGCCGAUUUGUACAGCCAGGGUUGUAGGCCCUUUCUCGAUUCAUCGACCGCGCCAAA